Molecule: messenger RNA, 1438 nt
Organism: Hyposmocoma kahamanoa
Lineage: Eukaryota; Metazoa; Arthropoda; Insecta; Lepidoptera; Cosmopterigidae
Gene: shf
Product: protein shifted
Exons: 8
Coding region: 170-1294 (374 amino acids)
Biological process (GO): anatomical structure development
Cellular component (GO): extracellular region; cell surface
Molecular function (GO): signaling receptor binding
Source: RefSeq, a predicted model, not a curated record
GGCCGCCGUGGGAACGAUACAUACUCGAAACCCGUUUGACGCGAACAAGGACGUCUGUCCGCGAACAGUAGUGUUUUUAUAAUGACCGCGAGUCCAGUGGCCUAUGUUAUAUUUUGACACGGACUGUCCAGGUACGGAGACACACUAGUUUUAGAGCCUGAGCAGCAGUAUGUGGCGAUCGGCUGGCAUGGGCGCGCGGCUGUGCGCCGGAGUGGCUCUGGCGAUGUCACUAACGCUCGGCGCCGGUCGCCGCGACUAUAGGAAGGACUUCGAGCCUCGUCCUUCCGACAUUUCGCUAUGGAUCGACGAGCGACAAGUCCGGAUGUUUAGUGGUAUAUCGAUGCAAGUAUUCGCAAUUUUGAACGGCCGCAUCUCGCCGUACAUUCUCGACCCAAAUUUCUCUCACACACUGCCCGUGAUACCGUCAGAGGUUGGAUACGUUAACUUCACGUGGCGAUCGCGGAAGCGAUAUUAUUAUGACUUCGACACGCUCACGUCCUCUGAUCCGAAGAUCUUGCAGCCGCCUGUACUUUCUAUUAAAACACAGGGUCGGGUGCCUAAAACUUCUAAAGAAUUCAGUAUAUUCCUGCCCUGUGUGGGCAACAGUAGUGGCGUAGCUACAUUAGAAAUAGGCCUAGUGCUCAAGAACGGUCGGAAAGUUCCGUUGAAAGGCACCCCUCUAAGGUUAAACCUAAAGAAGGAGUGCGCGCAGAGAGGUGUGUAUUUAGAAAGGACAGGCCCAGAUCCAGAAUGCGAUAAAAAAUGUGCUAAUCAAGGGUGGUGCAAUCAUGAGAAAAUUUGCCAAUGCCCAGAAGGGUACAUGGGGCAGCACUGCCGCACGGCGCUGUGCUACCCGGCUUGUAUGAAUGGGGGGAACUGUACAGCGCCUGGAGUCUGCUCCUGCCCCCCUGGUUAUCAAGGGAAUUGCGAAGGAGGAAUAUGUUCACAGAAAUGUCUGAACGGUGGAAAAUGCAUACAAAAAGACACUUGUGAAUGUCCCAAAGGGUAUUACGGACUGCGAUGUGAAUUUUCAAAAUGCGUAAUCCCCUGCCUGAACGGCGGGCGCUGCAAGGGGGUGAACAAAUGCCGUUGCCCAGCCGGUCUAGGCGGCAACCACUGCGAAGUGGCACGGCGCGGCGGCGGCGACUGCCCGCGCGCAUGCAGGCACGGGACCUGCAUUGCCGGCGCGUGUGUCUGCGAGCCCGGCUGGCGGGGAAGGGCUUGCCACCGCCUGGCUUAUGGUACGGAUAGUGGAUCCUCAGAAGAAUCAGGCGAACUGAAAAGGCCUCGAUGAGACAAACUACUUACUGACGAUGUGAUUUUCUUCUAUAGAUAUUACAAUUAAUAUUAAAUUAGUCAUUUAGAUAUAAGCUAUGUCAUUUAGUUACGAGAUAAAUGUACAAUUAUGCAAUAUGAUUGAUAAGAGAUUAUAAUUCUA